AUGUUGAUGUGCAUGUCGUCAUCCACGUGUGUGUGUUAUGAUCAAUAUUAUCUGCCGAUUUCGUCACUUUAGCUCUAAAAUUGUAAGGAAUAUGGAUAAAGAAUAUCGUCAAAUCGAUGGUAGCCAUUUAGAAGGUGGUGGACAAAUUCUACGUAAUGCUACCGUAUUGAGUAGCCUAUUGAAUAUACCGAUUGAAGUGGUAAAUAUUCGUGCAGGUCGUCCACGGCCCGGUUUAGCAGCUCAACAUCUUCAUGGUCUUUAUUUAGCACGUGAUAUAACGAAUGGUGAAUUAUUAAAUGCCGAAAUCGGAUCAACAAUCAUCCGAUAUAGACCGAUGAAAAUUAUGGCCGGAACCUAUAAAACUGACAUACGUACUGCAGGGAGCAUAACAUUAAUUCUCCAAACAGCUAUACCUUUAUUACUUUAUGCUAAUAGUCCAUCAACGAUCGAAUUUCGUGGUGGUGGUACACAUGUUCCAUUUGCUCCGUUUGUUAAUUUUUUUACCGAUAUUCUACCUGAUUAUCUUCCAUUUAUGAAUCAAAUUCAAAUUCAUUGUGAUAGAUAUGGUUUCUAUCCACAAGGUGGUGGUCAUGUAUCUUGUCAGAUUAAUCCCGCUAAUCUAACAACACCAUUACCCUUACAACCAAUUGAACAAAUAGAUUUUGGUCAAUUGAUUGAAAUUGAUGGUUUUGUAUUGAUCUCCGGACAAAUUCGACGACCAAUUGCCGAAGCAAAUAUUCGUUCAGCGAUGCAAAUUUUUGAUAAUCAACAACAAAUCAUCGACAAUAAAGAUCGGAUAAAAAUCACCAUCAAUGAAUGUCGUGCACGAAACGAUGCUUUAGCUGUGAUGUUCACAGCUCGUACAACAACCAAUUGUCAUCUAUCCGUAUCCAAUUUAGCAUCACGACGGAAUGAAAUGAAUUCUGAUAAUUAUGGAAAACAAGUUGCCGAAAAACUUUGCCAUCAAUUGCAGCAAAAAUGUUGUGUUGAUGAAUAUGUUCAAGAUCAAUUGAUCAUUUAUAUGGCAUUAGCCGCCGGUACAAGUCGAAUUAUUACCGGUGAAAUAACAAUGCAUACACAUACAGCCAUUUGGAUUACUGAACAACUUACUGGUGUUGAAUUCAUAAUUAAACCAUUAAAAUCGAAUAAUUUAUUAAAUAUGAUUGAAUGCAAAGGAAUCGCUUAUAUGCCUGAAACAUUUUAUCCAUCUUGAUUGAUCAUCAAGAUUCAAGUUGUAAAAAUAAAAAUUUCAUUUAUUUUUCAACAAAUAUAAUAAUAAUAAUAAGAACAUUUAAUUUUCAUUUGGAUGACAUUUAUUUCAUCUAUAUAGUUUAUUAAUAAAAAAAACAUAGCCAUUUCUCACUUUAAAAAAAAUCCAAUUGAAAACGAUAACAAGAAUA
Molecule: messenger RNA, 1400 nt
Organism: Dermatophagoides farinae (American house dust mite)
Lineage: Eukaryota; Metazoa; Arthropoda; Arachnida; Sarcoptiformes; Pyroglyphidae
Gene: Rtca
Product: RNA 3'-terminal phosphate cyclase
Biological process (GO): RNA processing
Cellular component (GO): nucleus
Molecular function (GO): RNA-3'-phosphate cyclase activity
Source: RefSeq, a predicted model, not a curated record